CCAGCCCGCGCGCGGGCUCGGCGGGCAUGCAGGCUGCUCGGUGAGCCCCGGCACCGAGGCCAUGUCCGGGGCGCGCUGCCGGACCCUGUACCCCUUCUCCGGGGAGCGGCACAGCCAGGGGCUGCGCUUCGCGGCCGGGGAGCUCAUCACGCUGCUGCAGGUCCCGGACGGCGGCUGGUGGGAAGGCGAGAAGGAGGACGGGCUCCGCGGCUGGUUCCCCGCCAGCUACGUGCAGUUGCUGGAGAAGCCUGGAAUGGUACCCCCUCCACCGGGAGAGGAGAGCCAGACCGUCAUCCUUCCACCUGGCUGGCAGAGCUACUUGUCUCCUCAGGGCCGACGUUACUAUGUCAACACGGCCACCAAUGAGACCACCUGGGAACGCCCCAGCACUUCUCCUGGGAUUUCAGCCAGCCCUGGCCCUCACAGGAGCUCUCUGCCUCCAACAGUGAAUGGAUACCACGCAUCAGGGACCCCAGCGCACCCUCCAGAGACUGCCCACAUGAGUCUCCGAAAACCCACCGGUGAUUCCCAGAACCUGGGCUCCUCAUCACCAGGCAAAAAGCACAGUAAGGAAAACACCAUCACUGUCAACUGUGUGACGUUCCCUCAUCCAGACACCAUGCCUGAACAGCAGCUGCUGAAGCCAACAGAGUGGAGCUAUUGUGACUACUUUUGGGCUGAUAAGAAGGACCCCCAAGGCAAUGGCACUGUGGCUGGAUUUGAACUGCUGCUCCAGAAGCAACUGAAAGGGAAACAGAUGCAGAAGGAGAUGUCAGAGUUCAUCCGGGAAAGGAUAAAGAUUGAAGAGGAAUAUGCAAAGAACUUGGCCAAACUCUCCCAGAACUCCCUGGCUGCACAGGAGGAAGGCUCCCUGGGAGAGGCCUGGGCCCAAGUAAAGAAGAGCCUUGCAGAUGAGGCUGAAGUUCACCUCAAGUUCUCUGCCAAGCUCCACAGCGAGGUGGAAAAGCCCCUGAUGAACUUCCGGGAGAACUUCAAGAAAGACUUGAAAAGGUGCGACCACCACAUCGCCGACCUCCGCAAACAGCUGGCCAGCCGCUACGCCUCCGUGGAGAAGGCCCGGAAAGCCCUCACAGAGAGACAGAGAGACCUGGAAAUGAAGACCCAGCAGCUGGAGAUCAAGCUGAGCAACAAGACAGAAGAGGACAUCAAGAAGGCGAGGAGGAAGUCCACACAGGCUGGAGACGACCUUAUGAGAUGUGUGGACCUCUACAACCAGGCUCAAUCCAAGUGGUUUGAAGAGAUGGUGACCACCACUUUGGAGCUGGAGCGGCUGGAGGUGGAGAGAGUGGAGAUGAUCCGGCAACAUCUCUGCCAGUACACACAGCUGCGGCACGAGACGGACAUGUUUAACCAAAGCACAGUCGAGCCUGUGGACCAACUGCUUCGAAAAGUGGACCCAGCCAAAGACAGGGAGCUGUGGGUCAGAGAGCACAAAACGGGCAACAUUCGCCCCGUGGACAUGGAGAUCUAGACCUGCCUGCGCAGCCCGGGGGAUCCUGCCUGGGAGAGAGGCUGGUGGGGCCCAUGGAGAAACGGUGGUGGCUCCUGCUGGGUGGAGCUGCCCCUUGUCUGUUCUCCAGGGUCCACUGAGGAGAAGGGAAAGAGCUGGUGAUUCCAGAAAAGCAACCUGGCCCAAUAGGGGUGUGGGGGAGGUGGCAGUAUAUUCCCAGGCCUUGAAGAUGGACCCACAGCCCUGCCCUUGUUUCCAAGACUAAGCCUCCCCAACUCCUGCCCUGUGCUUGUCAUUCUGAGAACAAACUAAGGCUGGAACUCUGUGGCCCCCAACUCAGCUCCACAGGGGUGGCUGUCCCAUGCUGGUGCUCCUGGAUGCCCAAUACUCACCCUCCAACUGGCCCCUUUGUCUCUAGGGCUUUGAAAAACCAGAGAAGUCUUGAUCCAGCCAAUGUCAGGGUCAGAAUCGUGGCUAGAAGGCACCAUUUCACAGCUCACAGCUCACAUCCAGAUUUUUUUUUCAGCCCUCUCCUAUUUUCCCAUUGCAUUCUGGGAGCCCACAUCUGGCUUUUCUCGGGUCACGUUUCAUCCCCAGGGGUCUUGGGAAGGAGACUUGGCUCCUGUCUUCCCAGAUCAAGCCUGCCUGGAAAGGGCAGGAUAGGACUACCUCAUUCGGCACAUCAGCCCAAAGUCAGAGCAUGGGUUGAAUCCUGGUUCCUAGCAGAUCAGGCAUCAGCCCCAAACCCCAAUCCACCCAUCAGCUCAGCCUGCUAGCCUGCUCAAGAAAGCCUCCUACCCCUGCCCUGGCCCACUACCCUGCCCAGGCCUCAGCCAGCUGGGUAGAGACAUCCUGGCUUGCAUCAGAGGCCAGCAGGCACAGAGGGGCUAGCGAGGAUCUAUCUGUAGCCAUGUCCCCUGCACCCUGAGCUAGCCUGGUCACCGCCCUCCCAGAGAUGUCAUCAGGCUGGGACUGUCCCCUAAGGGAUACAGGUCAGGACACAUCAUUGUGAUUCCCCAGAUGACAGGGUUUGGAAUGGCUGUUCCUUGUAUCAGACUGUCUUAGGACUGCUGCGGUAGGUCGUAAACCAUCUCGGGAGUGUCCUGCCACCUGGCCUCCAGCUCCUCCAGCUCCUAGCUCUGUGCUGGGCCCUAUGCCUCCUUUCCUCUGCUCAUCUUCCCCGAAACGUCCUGAGUCCCAUGUAACCAGACAUGCUUCUAGCCCUGGGCCCAGCACCCCCUUCCCCUUCCGUCUUUCCCUCAAAGAGUCUAAAAGUAUUAGCCGAGGGGCCAGGCAGAUGUCCCACAGAGAGCAAAGGGGUGGGGAGGCAGAUGCUGGCUGCAUCCUAAAGCCCAGGGAUCCAUCUUUCUUCAUCUUUCCCAUUGAUGACUAUGAAUUUUGCCCAUCCAUCCCCCAAGGGGGCAGAAUGCUACCAGCACCAGUGUGCGAUCUUUCUCUGUCUGACAUGUUAAUAAUGAAUGACUUAAUGAAUCUUGAAUCUUUCUCCACCUUUUCUGUUGAAUCAGAAUUGCUCUCCCGGUGGUUCCUAUUAGAAAGACACCUAACAUACUAAAGCAAACUAAGCCUUGUCCCUGAUUCUUAUUGAGAUAUCCCCAACCACAGAGACCAGCAUGAAGGAAGGGUUCAUUAAAACCAAGGGUGGGAAGCUGCUUGGAAGAUCUAGGCUGAGCUCAGACUACCAAUAUACUGAUAUACCAGCUACCAAUUUUAGGAUAUUAUUUGUUGGUUUCUUUAUUUUACAAAGGGUGCUCGUGGUCAUUGUAGUAUGGCUUUGUGAGCUAAUUUAUGGAUGCUUGCCAAAUACUCAAAGCCAGUGUGGCUCUGUACUUAAUAACACAGCUGUUUUGAGGGCAAAGUGGCAAUUGUGAUAUUGUCUUCUCAUUCCUGCUAGAGGGGUCCGGAGCCUUCUGAGCUGCCUUGCAUCUUCUGCCUCAGCCUGAGCAGCCUGGGUCUAGACCAGCCCAUUCUGAGAACAUUCUCUCCUCCUCAUCUUCUCCUCGGCUUCUUCACCUAGGCCUUUCUGUUUUACUUUCUUCAUUCUCUGGUUCAUUCAUUGAGCAUUCACUUAAGGUCAGGCAAUGUGCUAAGAAGACAAGGUACGGCUGGAUCAUCUGCGAAGCCCACAAACUCUUGAUCCAUGGAGACUUUCCUUCUCCAAGGAAAUCUUGGUAGUUACCUUCACACUCUCUGCAGAAAAUUUAGGUGUUCAGGGGUUCUCUUGCGUUGAUUCAACUGCAUUCAUUCAUGGUGGGGGGGAGGGAAGGGCUUAGGCUAUGAGAGGAUCUGGCUUGGGUUUCUUCAGGAUGGGUGAGCAUGCGUUGUCCAGGUAGAAAAACAGAUGAAGGCCUUCUGUGUGUGCCCGCCUGGGAGACCUGCUGCACUUAAGCUUUGUCUGUGGGAGCCUGGUUUUAAAUCUCGAAGAUGAAAGCAUUCAAAGUGAGGUCAUUGCCAUGACAACUGCUAGGCAGAGCUACUUGUUACCUUUCAUUUCCUCUAGUGCUUUUGAGUAAGACUAGCAUGCACAGAACAGUGGACGGUAUGCAUCACUGUGCUAAGUGUGGGUCACACCACCCUUCCUACUUCCACUUGACCACCUCCUGACCUAGGUCUAGAAUAGGAGGCUCUGCACUAUUCAUUGGGACUGAUUAAACUGCCAAAGCGAACAGACUGUACAAAUUCAUCCCCGGGGAUUUGUUUCUAUUUCUCUUGUGGACAAA
This is a messenger RNA of Dipodomys spectabilis (banner-tailed kangaroo rat), 4209 nucleotides long. RefSeq names its product growth arrest specific 7 (gene Gas7). The record is from RefSeq and is a predicted model, not a curated record. Lineage: Eukaryota; Metazoa; Chordata; Mammalia; Rodentia; Heteromyidae. Gene Ontology annotation, molecular function: actin filament binding. The transcript has 14 exons. Gene Ontology annotation, biological process: actin filament polymerization; neuron projection morphogenesis. Gene Ontology annotation, cellular component: actin filament; cytoplasm; plasma membrane. The coding region runs from base 62 to 1492 and encodes 476 amino acids.